CAUUCGCAAUGCUAGCCUUAAUCAGUCUCCUAUUGUUUGUUUUUCCCUUUCCCGUACUAAACCAAUUUCUCGAUGGCGAGUGUGGAACUCAUCCCAAUGGCUAUAUAGCGAAUAGUUCAUCGAGUCCCUGGAUUGCUUUUCUGCACACCACUGAUUACGUAUUCGUAUGCGCAGGAACUCUGAUCACUCACAAACUAAUACUGACUGCAGCGCAUUGCGUAAUGGCCAACGCGGAACUAGUAGCUCGUCUUGGGGAGUUUGGGGGAACCCUUGAAGAAAACACCCCAUCAGUGGAGCACGAGGUAAGGGAAUACUGGAAACACCCCUUCUACGAUAUAGACGCAAAUGCCAACGAUGUAGCAGUGCUCGAGCUGGCCACAAGUGUGGUAUAUACAGACAACAUUAGGCCCAUUUGCAUAGUGUGGGAUCGUUCUUGGAAAUUCUACAUUGAUAAUAUUCCGAUACUAAAGGGUCCCGUAAGGGGCAAGCCCGAAAAUGAGAAUGACAGUGGACACAAAAUAAUGGAAGUCCGGCGGCAGUCUCCGGAAAUGUGCCCCAACCAUAUCGGUACCUUAACAUAUACUUUAUCGAGCAAUCAGUUCUGCGCGGGAAACUCAGAAAGUAAUCUUUGCAACGCCGAUUGCAGCAGUCCUGUGGGAGCAUGGGUUCUGCACCAAAAUUCGCUAAGAUUUGUCCAAGUUGGUAUUGCCACCACGAAUCAAAGGUGCAGUGUGCCAAGUAUUUACACUGAUGUUCUAAGCCACAUAGAUUUUAUUCUCCGGGUAUGGCGGUAUUACGGCCAAGAUCAAAGUCCAUCAAUCCCAAGCUUUACGACAACGACAAUAGCACCGAAAAUGAAUUUCGAUUGGGGUUCAAGAAGAGAGGAUUUGGAUCAACUAAGAUAUUAAGAUAAACCUCUAGGUAUUUACCUAACAAUAGUGAGAUUGUCAAAAUUACUUAAGCAUCUUAAAUAAUAUGAUUAAUUUUUGGCUAAAAACAAAAUAUUCUCCUAGGAUGAACUGAUUAGUAGGCUAAUUUGAUAGUAGCUGAAAUUUACGAUUAUAUUGCGGCCGUUUUCCUAGACGGUUUUAUGUUAAUCGCUGUAAUAAAAUCCCAGCCAGCUGUGGCCCUUCUACAA
Drosophila subpulchrella is the source of this 1138-nucleotide messenger RNA. RefSeq names its product CLIP domain-containing serine protease B15-like. Gene Ontology annotation, biological process: proteolysis. The record is from RefSeq and is a predicted model, not a curated record. The transcript is spliced from 4 exons. The coding region runs from base 9 to 908 and encodes 299 amino acids. Gene Ontology annotation, molecular function: serine-type endopeptidase activity. Lineage: Eukaryota; Metazoa; Arthropoda; Insecta; Diptera; Drosophilidae.